Messenger RNA from Fulmarus glacialis (Northern fulmar), 809 nucleotides. Its product is annotated as arylsulfatase D-like. The transcript has 4 exons. The record is from RefSeq and is a predicted model, not a curated record. The annotation marks the transcript as partial. NCBI's taxonomy places the organism in Eukaryota, Metazoa, Chordata, Aves, Procellariiformes, Procellariidae. Gene Ontology annotation, molecular function: arylsulfatase activity.
GCCAGGUUCUAGAUGCUAUUGACAAGGAAGGCUUGAAAAAUACUACACUAGUUUACUUUGCCUCUGAUCAUGGUGGAUGGCUGGAAAGACAAGAAGGCAAAAGGCAGCUGGGUGGCUGGAAUGGAAUAUACAGAGGUGGAAAAGCUAUGGGAGGCUGGGAAGGAGGAAUCCGAGUCCCAGGGAUAUUUAGAUGGCCAGGGGUGUUACCUGCCGGCACAGUCAUUGAUGAACCUACAAGCCUCAUGGACAUUUAUCCUACAGUAGUUCAUCUGGCUGGAGGGGUGUUACCCCAGGACAGGGUAAUUGACGGCCAGGAUCUGAUGCCUUUACUGCGAGGAACAGUUGAUCACUCAGAGCACGAGUUCCUGUUUCAUUACUGCGGCGUUCACUUACAUGCUGUGCGGUGGCACCAGAAGGACAGUGGAGCAAUCUGGAAGGCUCAUUAUGUGACCCCUGUCUUCCAUCCACCUGGGGCUGGGGCUUGUUAUGAUAGAGGAUUUUGCCCAUGUUUUGGGGAAGGCGUGACCCAUCAUGACCCUCCGUUGCUGUUUGAUCUCUCGCGAGACCCCUCUGAAGCCAAACCCCUGACGGCUGACACCGAGCCCCUCUUUGACACUGUAAUAAGGAAGAUUGGAAGAGCCAUAGAAGAGCAUCGCAGGACACUGACUCCAGUCCCAGAGCAGCUCUCCUUGUACAAUGUUGUGUGGAAGCCAUGGCUGCAGCCGUGCUGCGGGACGUUCCCAUUCUGUUGGUGUGAUAAGGAAGGUGAUAAUAAACUUAUCGACCUAUAAAGAAAAGAACCAAAGUUA